AAAUAAAUAAAUUCAAUGGAAUCCAAAGCCUCCGAACCGCGUAAAGUGAAUAUACAGUUCGUUAUCCAGCUGAUGAAGAAAAGAGAAGACAGUUCGUUAUUAUCCUCAAAGUGUUCUCACAUUUAGGCCAACCGUUGGCUAGAGGAUUCGCAUAUCAUCUUCCAGAAGAAGACGAAGAAAAUGCCGACUUUGAACUUAUUUACGAACGUGCCUGUGGAUCCCGUCGUCGCUUCGGAUAUUCUCAGGGACGCCACCAAAGCUGUCGCUAAAAUCAUUGGCAAGCCUGAAUCUUAUGUGAUGAUUUUGUUGAAUGGGCAAGUACCUAUUGCAUUUGCUGGAACUGAAGAGCCAGCUGCGUAUGGAGAACUGAUCUCCAUAGGGGGACUUGGUCCAAGUGUCAAUGGAAAUCUGAGUUCAACAAUUGCAGAAAUUCUUGAAACUAAGCUAUCAAUUGAUAGCUCUCGUUUCUAUAUCAAAUUUUAUGAUGCUCCGAGAUCAUUCUUCGGGUUCAAUGGCUCAACUUUUUGAUCAAGCAUUCUUUCUAGGCGUAUGGGAGAUCUUCCAUUGAAAUAGAAUCGGGUAGGUUCAUCUUUUGGUAAAUUCUGUGAAAUUUGAGUGCUUUGGUUUUGUAGUGGAUGAAACAUAAUCAUGAUUAUCAUUUGUGAAAUGGUAUCUUCCUUUGUCUUUCAUCCUGAUCUUUCUGAAGUGCAACUCUGUAAUUUAUUGUUCUUCCUGCCAUUUUUACUUGAAUGUUCAAGCA
Messenger RNA from Neltuma alba, 760 nucleotides. RefSeq names its product macrophage migration inhibitory factor homolog. The transcript is spliced from 3 exons. NCBI's taxonomy places the organism in Eukaryota, Viridiplantae, Streptophyta, Magnoliopsida, Fabales, Fabaceae. The record is from RefSeq and is a predicted model, not a curated record. Gene Ontology annotation, molecular function: phenylpyruvate tautomerase activity. The coding region runs from base 181 to 528 and encodes 115 amino acids.